Molecule: messenger RNA, 2293 nt
Organism: Eucalyptus grandis
Lineage: Eukaryota; Viridiplantae; Streptophyta; Magnoliopsida; Myrtales; Myrtaceae
Product: disease resistance protein RPV1-like
Exons: 3
Coding region: 597-1934 (445 amino acids)
Molecular function (GO): protein binding
Source: RefSeq, a predicted model, not a curated record
GAACGUGACAGCACUCAAACUAACCGGACUUCCAAAAGAGCAUGACUUUACAAGUGAAGAGUUUUUAAGGCUACCUAGCUUAAGGCUGUUGGAAUUAGAGGGGGGAAACUUGGUAGGAGACUUUAAGAAUAUUCUCUCAAAUUUAAAAUGGCUUUCUUGGUAUCGUUGCCCUUCAAACUUGCAGGCAAUUAAUCUAUACUUUGGAAAAUUAGUCAUGCUCAAGCUUUUGGAUAGCGAAAUUCCAAAUAAUUGGAACGGAUGGGGCCCAUGCAUGGCAAAUUAUGACUUGAAAGUAAUACAUGUCAUUAGAUGCCAUCUCUCGACAACUCCUAAUUUCUCCACAUGCUUGAAUUUGAGGAUACUGGUUUUUGCUGAACAUUGUCCAAAGUCGCCACAAAUUGGUAGCUCUAUUGGUAAGCUAAAGCGUCUAAAGCACUUGGGAAUAAUUGGAUCUCAAGUUCAACCAUCAAAGUUGUUUAGAAGCCCCCAUUUUGACAUGUGCAUGGUGCCUUCAGCAAUAUAUGGUCUAAAGUACCUGUCAAGUCUAAAGUUAGAGGGGCAGUGUAUGCGAGACCUUCACCCAUCUAUUGGGAGAGAUGGUAGGCUUGACAUGCUUGUCUUUAGUGGAUUGUUAUCGGCUUAGAAAGCUUCCAAACUCUUUGGGGAAAUUAAAAUUGUUGCUUGAAUUGAAUUUGUUCAACACAAGAAUCAGAGAGUUACUUGAUUCUAUUGGAGAUCUCAAAAGGUUGGAGAAAAUGAACUUGGGAUACACUCGGAUAAAGAAGCUACCAAACUCCAUUGGAGGACUAGAAUCAUUACUCGACUUAGAUUUGCAGUGGACUGAGAUUACAACACUGCCUGCUUCUAUUGGAUAUCUUCAAAGAUUGCGGCGCUUAUUUAUGGUUUAUAGUAAGAUACAAGAGUUACAUGAUUCCAUCGGAGAUCUCAAAAGAUUGGAGGUGAUGAACCUAAGAUUCACUCAAAUAAGGGAGCUACCGCACUCCAUCGGAGGACUAGAAUCAUUGCUCUACUUAAACUUGCAGUAUACAGAGAUUACAGAAUUGCCUCCUUCUAUUGGAUAUCUUAAAAGGCUGAAGCGCUUACGUAUGUAUGGAAGUAAGAUAAGAGUGCUACCGAAGGCAAUAGGGAUGUUGGAGAAUCUUGAAGGGUUGACAUACCAUGAUUGUAGUGGUAUAGAUAUCACAUGGCCUCCUCAUCUUUGGGAACUUGACAUAUUUUGUGAUGAUCCUCAAUCUCUCCCAAGGCUUCCUCUAGGUCUUCAUUAUUUGGAAUUAAACGGUGUAAAGUCACCAAUAGAACAACCCCUCCUUGUGGAAUUGAGAUGUUUGCGUGAGUUAACACUCUCUAGAUGGGAAUUGAAAGAGAUCGAGUUUAAACAAUUAGAGAAUCUCCAUCGUUUAGAUGUGGAUAGCUGUAACUCGCUGGUGAAGAUAUCUGGCCUAUCAAGCUUAGGGAAGCUUGAAAGGCUGAGUAUCUUUUCGUGUUCACGGCUAAUCAAGAUUCAAGAUUUAGAAGAAAUAAAAUCGUUGGAGAAAUUAUCUAUUGGGGAAUGCAGCUCCAUAGAAAGGUUACCAGAUCUAUUAAAAUUGCAUAAAUUGCGGAGUUUGUCCGUAAUGGACUGUAAAUCACUACAAGGUUUGCCUGAUUUACCAAACUCGCUAGAGUACUUAUUCAUUGCGAACUGGAGCUCCAUAAACAGGUUACCUGAUUUAUCAAAACUAUAUAAAUUGCGGAGUUUGUACGUAUGUCACUGUGAAUCACUGCAAGAUUUGCCUGAUUUAUCAAGCGCGUGUCAUCUGGAUGUUCAUGCAUGCCCUAACUUAGGCGAGUCUCGUGACGUUUUGGAAUCUUGCUGGUGGUGCCGGAAAUCCAACCCGCGCCUAUUUUCAAGGAGACCUCCUAAGUAUGGUUGACACUCGGGUGCUCGGGCAUGGUUGGUGGAUAAGGACUGCACUCCUACGGUAAAAGUCAGUCCCAAAUUUUACAAUCUUGGACGUUUUCUCAAUUUUCAUGACAGAAAUUUAUUGUGGGUCUUUUAAAGAACGUGCAGUGGGACCCUCCAAGUUUGGAAGAAUUAACCAAGGAGAUGGUCGACUUUUAUGUCUCUCUCCACUUCUUAUAUCUGCGCCUGAGCUAGAGCUACCCACAGCCCUGCAAGAACCGUCUGUGUGACAAAUGCAAGAAUGCUGAUAACUUUCAACAUCUUCUGUUUUUGUCGGUUUGCUAGUGAACUGUGUGAUUUAAUUUUAUUGUGGAUUCUUAGCCUAUCACA